AUGAGCGCCAAGAAGGCUCUCCGCGCCGCAAGGGAGCACCUUGCCGCGAAAAACUACCAGGAGGCUGUCGCAGAGUGCAAGGAGGCACUGGCGCAGGAUGCCAAGUGCUUCGAGGCUUACCUCUACAUCGGCAAGGCUACGUUCAUGCUCGGGCAGCACGAUCAG
Molecule: messenger RNA, 165 nt
Organism: Monoraphidium neglectum
Lineage: Eukaryota; Viridiplantae; Chlorophyta; Chlorophyceae; Sphaeropleales; Selenastraceae
Exons: 2
Cellular component (GO): Ski complex
Molecular function (GO): protein binding
Source: RefSeq, a predicted model, not a curated record